Molecule: messenger RNA, 681 nt
Organism: Oldenlandia corymbosa var. corymbosa
Lineage: Eukaryota; Viridiplantae; Streptophyta; Magnoliopsida; Gentianales; Rubiaceae
Source: the annotation of a GenBank genome assembly
AUGGAAUCAAAAGCAUUCAACGUUAUAAUCAGUCUACCCUUCAAUCUUCGCUGUAAAUAUUCAAUCUUUCGCCCAUUGUAUCAUUCCUCAGCCAGACCGAAGUUGAAAUGUUUUCCAUCUUCCUCGUGGUCAAGCUGGAAACCCUCUUCAUACUUCUCUCCAUUGUGCACGCUAAGUGAAAGAGGCACUGUGAAUGCUUUACCUAAGGGAGCUGGAAACGCAGUAAAGGAAGCUGGAAAUGAUAGAAUUCUUCAAGUGGUGUUGGUUUCUCCUCAGAUACCUGGAAACACCGGAUGCAUCGCCAGAACUUGUGCAGCUUCAGCUGUUGGAUUACACCUAGUUGGUGAAAAAAGGCUGCUUGCAUUUUCUAAGCGAGGAGCAAAAGUUCAUUCAGAGGUCACUUACAGAAAGGGUGAUUGGCUUGUGUUUGGCUCAGAGACUAGUGGGUUACCUCCGGAAGCCUUGCUUGACUGUAAAACAGAACCAUAUGGAGGUGGUGCGAUACGAAUUCCCAUGGUCGAAACAUACGUAAGAUGUCUCAAUUUAUCUGUUAGUGUCGGGAUUGCACUGUAUGAAGCUGCCAGACAGCUAAACUAUGAGCAACUGCAGACUCCGUCAAAACCUUACAAUGGUACUGAAUCUACCGAACCUUCAUUUCUUACUGAAGACAUUUUUGCUUGA